AUGCGACUGUUCCUCACAAAUAUCCCGGCCCUCGCGGCCGUACUUUCACUUCGCCUCCUCGCCAAAGCGACUGAAGCAGUUGAUCAUUUGUCAAUCCUGCCUGUUGUUCCCCAUACCCCAUACUACAUUGGACCAAGAAAUGACUCUGGAUCAUGCCUAGCGGGUCACAGCAGUUUGAAUUUUACAAUUCAAAACAACCAAGACAACCCUAUCUUUUUCUACGUCACGGGGAAGGAACCCGCCGAUGACAGUUUCAUCGUUCUCCGAAAACAAGGCGAUUGCCACACGUGGUCCACCAAACCCACCUACACCGAUAUCUCCAGCACCAUGCCCUACUACUUUGUCGAUGGGACCGACGGGAGCAACGACUUUCACGGCGAGAUAGAGGUCAACUCUAGCACUUCAUUUAUGCUACCAAGUUACGUCAACAGCGCCAGGCUUUACGUUUCUCAAGACAAGUUGCGGUUCGGCACCAAUCUCGGAGGCCCAGACGCCGGCUUCGUAGAACCAUCAGCCACUAACCCAGGUCUGCCUGAAUACAACAUUACCUGGCAAUUCAUCGAGUUCACAUACGGCAGCGGCAACUUCAUAGUCAACCCUUCCUAUGUCGACUUUGCGGCCAUGUCGAUGGACCUCACUUUGACGUCUGGAACAGCAGGUGCAAACGUGUCCACUGUCCGGGGGCUCGAGACGAACGCGUUAAAAAACAUAUGUGAAGAUCUCAAUGAACAAACCAGGAAAGACAAUCAGAGCUGGACAAAUUUAUGCUUGACAGACAGCAACGGCAAGUAUAUUCGAGCUUUGUCGCCAAGCCAAUAUUUAGCCUUAUACCCCAAUGACAAGAUGUUCGAUUACUACAAGCCAUAUGUUGACAGGGUGUGGACGACCUACAAAGAUCGGAACCUCACGAUAAACACACAAGAUGAUGGGAGUAACACGAAAGUUGCGGUCGGCCGCACUGUUACCUGCAGGGUCAACCCCGAAGACGAACUGCUCUGGUGCGGCCAGAUAGAUUCCAGCAGCGGACCAUACUCUUUCAGGAAACCGACCACAGCUGAAAUCAUGGGCUGUACACAGGGCUCAUUGGGAGGGAAUACCAUGGAGAGCCCGUUCACAGUGAAAGGGGACUCUGAUUUUACGCAGGCUUUGAUUGUCCCCCGUCUCUGUGCAGCAUUCAGCCGCAGCACUCUGCUGCUAGAGGGCGGCGACAACCAGCCAAGCAGCAAAAUCAAGGCCGAUUUGUACUACGCGCAGGGAGAUGACAAGAACUCGAUCACCAACCACUACAGCCGGAUCGUACAUGACAGAUUAUUAGACAAGAUUGGUUAUGCUUUUCCUUACGAUGACACCAAUGCCUCAGAUGGUAACAACACGACAACUAACGCGGGGGGAGUGAUCCAAGAUCCAGACCCGAGGCUAUUGUUAAUUGCAAUUAGAUGA
Molecule: messenger RNA, 1440 nt
Organism: Diaporthe amygdali
Lineage: Eukaryota; Fungi; Ascomycota; Sordariomycetes; Diaporthales; Diaporthaceae
Exons: 1
Coding region: 1-1440 (479 amino acids)
Source: RefSeq, a predicted model, not a curated record